UAAUAAUAAUGAAUUUAAGAAAAUAAGCAACAAAACUGUCCUGCUUUCCUGUAUCCCUUUCUGAACUUCCUUCUAUGUGUCAAUGUUUCACUGACGCUCUUUUCUUUCUUUUCAUUACUAAUCACCAAUUCCCCCAUUGGCUAUGUCUGAAAAUGUAUGCCUCAUUCACUCUGUACCUGUAGUACGUUCCCUGCCUGCCAAGAGGUAGUAGACCUGCUUUACCACUAAUCAUCUGAAGUCAUGAUUGGUCAUUGCAACAGUGUCCUAGAAUCUUCCAAAGUUGUUUUCUGUCUUGCUUUUGGGGUCAUUUCCCCAAAACAUUUUCUAAGGAGUUUACACUCCACUAGAUCAGAAAGAUAACCUAUCUCAGUCUGGGCUCAGAAAGACCAGAUCAGGAGGAUGAGUAGGCUACUUUCUCCACAUCCUCAGACAAAGGGGAACCCAGGUAUUUUUAAAUACAAAGCCCUGUAUCAGGGAAACAAAACAAAGUAUGAUUUGGUCCCUGCUUUCAAGGAUUUACUAAUCUCAUAGUCUAAAUGACAGACUCACCAUUUAAACCAAAUAUGUAUGUCUUUGUAAGAAACUUUGAAAGGACUCAUUUAUAUCUAAUAAUUCUCUUUUCUAAAAACAUAACAUCACUUUUUAAAUUCACAGGAAUAACAUGAAUGCUCACCAUAGGUCACUAGGAUAAUAUGCUAACUAGACUGUACUGUCACCCACCAGGAUUGAAUAUUGUACCCUGGAAUGUGUUAAAUUAUAAAAACUUUGGAGUGCAUUUAUGGGUGUUACCCAGAGCACCUUCAAAUUUUCCUCUUCCAUCCUGUGCCCCCAAGGAAGUAGACCUAUUUUGCCCUACCAUUUUUAUGGAGCUACUGUUGAUACAUAGACUGCUUUAACAGAAUCAGAUUUCAUUAUUCUUUCAACCAGGAAUAUGAGAAUGCUUUUGUGUGUUUAUUUGUUUUCACUCUGGCUCCAUCGAUAACUGCCAGGCUCCUGUGGAAUAUUAUGUCAUGUUGGUGCCCCAGUGCAUUUGUAUGAACCCAAAGAAUGCAGUAUUUGUCAUCAUGUGGCUUUUAGAACAAAAUGCCCCAAGACCUUCAGUCUUAUGUGGAAAGGACAUACAGUGCUUUUUUCAUAAUUUGGCUCCUAGAUACUGCAGUGCUUCUCAAAAAGAGUCAAUACAUUCAUUAUUAAAAUGUAUCUAAGACAGCUGAAAUAAAGCAUUCAUACUGGUAAUAAAUACUCAUUAGCUUUGAAAUACAGGUGCUGGGAUCUGACUACUAUAUGUUUUCUAAAGAUUUCCCUCUUCUACUCCCCCAAUAAGUUCUCCACUUCACAUACUAUUUUCCCUCUAAUUCAUCUAAUUCAGAGGCAGGUAGGUAGUUCACUGGAUAGAAUAUUGGGCCUGGAGUCAUGAAGAUCUAAAUUCAAAUUCAGGUGCAGGCAUUUACUAGCUUUGUGGCCUUGGGCAAGUCAUUAAACCUCUGACUGCUUGAGUUUCCUCAGCUUUAAAAUGGAAUAAUAAUAGCAUCUAUCUCAUCAGGUCAUUUGAAGUAAUGAACAAGAUAUGUAUCAUGUAUCAAACACUUAUGACAGUACUUGGCAUAUAGUAGGCUCUUAAAAAUGCUUAUUCUCUUUCCUUCCUACAUUCUUCUUUCUCCUUGCUACUUUUGAGUACAGAAGUGAUGAGAGGCAGAUGCACAGUUAUUCUGACAGGGUUACUCCCAUUAUGUUAGGAGCUAAAUUCGGUGGAUUAUAUACAAGCUAUGUAGUUCAGGUGUUCUUAAUCUGGAUGUCUCUGUAGAUUUCAGGGGAUUCAACUUUUUAAUAAUAUAUUUUGAUAAUUAUUUCACUAUGAUUGAUUUUCUUUGUGAUCCUAUAUAUUUUCUGUGAUUAAAAAAUAUUUGUGAGCAUUUCAAAACAGAUCCAUUGGCUUUACCAGACAGUAUCAAAGCAUUUUUCUUAGGGCAGUCUCCUUUGCAGUGACAAAAAAAGGAAAGAAAGUAAAAAAAAAGCAAGAAAGCAUGUACUUUAGUUGUUGGUAAAUGUUGAAGAAUGGGAAAAGGAGGGCAAAGAGAUGGGGAGGUAAGAUUCAGAGGACUUGAUCUUCUUAGUAAAGCAAGGGACAAAGGUGAUCUACUCUAAGUGGGUCUGAGGAUGUGUUUAGAGCCUUAAGUUACCAAGUACAGAUAAUUAUCUAUAAGGCUGUUUGAAUUUAAUUAAACAAGUCUAAUGUUUCAUUAAUCAGAAGAAUACAUAAAUGAAGUUUAAUUCAAAGAAUAUGCUAUAGUAUAUGCCAUAGAAUAUAAUAUAUAUGGUGAACCUAUGGCAAACCUAUGGCACAUGUGCCAAAAAGGGAAUGCAGAACCCUCUCUGUGGGUACACUUUGGUCACCUGCCAGAAUUCCUUACUAGAAAGGCAGAGAGACUUGGGGCAGAGUUGUUCCCUUCCUCCUCUCCACUUUACCUGCCCCUCUGCCUUUUCUCCCUUUCCUCUAGUUCCUCUCCUUCCUACCUGUUUGUUACCUUAAAAUUUUCUCUCUCUCUUCUGCCACUUUCUUAACUAUGUCAUCUACCUAUCCCAGUUCCACUUUGUCUUUGAUCCUGAUUUUUUAAAAAAGUUGUCAGCAGCUGAUGCUUUUUCCUUCCCAGAUCUGAUGCUGACUUUGAAGCAUAGCAUUUGUAGCACCUGUGGAGGACACUAACUGUUACAGUUAUCAGUUAAAAGGGCAUGCUGUAUGCCAGGCCCUCCAUUAUGCUAUUAAUUUCCCCCAGGGAAUUCCUGUGCAUGUUCCAGAGAAGCACUGUGUAACUUGUGGGAAAGAACUCAAGGUUGAUAAGGUUUUCAGUAAAGAACUAACAUAAAAAGCCAGCAAGGGGAGAUGUGAAGGCUGACUGCAGCUGGAAGGCCUUUUGUUACAUGGAGGUGCUGAUGUCUUGAUUUAGGCUUUUCUAAGCUUUAAAUUGGGAGCUUUUCUUUGUUUGGACUAUAAACCUGAGACCAAGCUAUGUUUAACUUUGAGCCAGACAAAUGAAAGGCCAACUUGGCUGUAUACUUACUGAAAGUGCCUUUUUCACUAAGCCCCAUACUCAGAAUCCUAUAACAUAACUGCCACAGACUUGGCUGCUUUUCACAUCAAACAGAAUGUUAUGGGGAGUGGGGGGGGGGGGAAGAAAAAUAUUUUCUCCCACUACUCUCCUACAUGCAUGUACCCUUUGCUGCAGCCAAACUGAAUUACUCUCAGUUCCUGAACACACCCUGUACUUUUCCUGCCUCCUUGGUUUGGCUCCUGCCAUUCUUUUUUCUCUUAUUCCUCCAUCUUCUCUUCCAGUGCCACCUCUUUCAUGGAGACUUUCUAGAUUACUGCUUUGUCCCACCCAUGAGCAGUUUCUUCCAUCCUCACAAUCAAUUUGUGUUGCUGGUAUUGCUAUAUGCCUUAAAAGUUAAAUGGUAAAGUAGAAAUUGUCUUUACUUCGUCUUUGGGUGAUAUUUCAUCAGACCAUAUAGUAGAAGUGAAAUGACAUUGUAAAUGUUAGUUAUUGUAAAUCUAUGAAGUAGAAAAAUCAAAGCAGAGAGGAAAGGGAGAUUUGGGGAACAUUAUUCUCCAAAAGACCCUCUGGUAUUCAAUCUGUCUUCUGGGUGUACCAUUUUGUAAUUCUAUGUAAUUUUUCUUCUGGCAUUGAUGUAGUUGACUUUUUUUUUAAACUAGAAAAAUCUUCACAGUUCACAUCUUUUUCAAUGAAAGGCAGCUGUUUUUAUUGCUUGAAGCCAUUUUUGCACUGAUUGGGGGACAAUACCUGAGGAAGCCCUCUCUGAUGACCUGGCCACAGGUAGAGAGAGAAAUUAUGGAAGCUGAGCUACCAGGUGUUUCAUCCCCCCACCCCCAGUUCCUUUCUUUUAACUCUCCGGCUGCGGCUGCUCUUGGGUGCUUAGUCAGCUGGGAGGCAAGACUCCACUGUUUGCAUUUGCCCUCUGCGGUGGAGGGCUGGGAGUCCCAAGCGGCUGCUGCAGCCUGGGCUCGGCUCUUUCAGCCUGACUUGGGAGUACUUUCACAUUUUCCCCCCUCCCAUUCAUUGGUUCCCCAGGGUCACGUGAAGUCCCGGGGGUGCGGGGGGUGGGGGGGGCUGGAAUUCGGGAGUUGUAAGCUUUUGGCACUCCUUUUUUUUUUUCUUUUAAAAAAAAGGGGGGGGGGGGGCUUGCUCAGUGCGUCUCUCUCCCAGGCUUGUUGCUUUUGCGCUACUGUGAGUAAAGUUGGAAGCAGCCGCGCAAAGAAGUGGAGGUGGCAGGUUAAAAGGGAGUGGGAAAAAAAAACGAAAGAAAGAAAGAAAGCUGCGGAGAUGUUCAGACAGGUACCCAGGACCCCGGGCUCUGGCUGCUACUAUCUCAAUCCCAUGACCCCUGAGGGCCAGGAGAUGUACUUGCGGCUAGAUCAGACGAUGAGGCGCUCUCCUUACAGGAUGAGCCGGAUCCUCGCGCGCCAUCAGCUAGUGACCAAAAUCCAACAAGAAAUUGAAGCAAAAGAAGCGUGUGACUGGUUACGAGCUGCUGGAUUCCCACAAUAUGCUCAACUCUAUGAGGAUUCACAAUUUCCCAUCAACAUCGCAGCUGUAAAGAAAGAUCAUGAUUUUCUUGAAAAGGACCUUGUAGAACCUCUUUGCAGACGACUCAACACAUUGAACAAGUGUGCCUCAAUGAAACUUGAUGUGAACUUACAAAGGAAAAAGAGUGAUGACUCAGAUGAAGAAGAUCUAUGUAUCAGUAACAAAUGGACUUUUCAAAGGACAAGCAGGAGAUGGUCUCGAGUGGACGACAUCCAUACGUUGUUCCCCCAGGCCAGCAGGCAUGGUUCAUCCGGGGACAUCAGAAUGAAAACCACGACAAGCAGUGAGAGUGUCCUCACUGACCUGAGUGAACCCGAAGUCUCUUCCAUCCACAGUGAAAGCAGCGGAGGGAGUGACAACAGGAGCCAGACUGGCAUUAACAAUACUAGCCGAGAGGCAUUCGACUGUUCAGGACAGUACUGUGGGGAGACCCCAGUCAUGCUCGACUCCACUUUAGUCAGCAGCAGCUUCUUACAGAACUCCAAAGACAUUGCCAAUUAUACUUUUCACCCAAAGAAUGAGAAACCAACACGAACUAGAGCCAAAUCUUUCUUAAAACGCAUGGAGACGCUAAGACCAAGAGGGACUCAUGGCAAAAUAAAAGGAUCAGGAAGGACGGGUGGCUUGGUGAUAAGUGGACCUGUUCUCCAGCAGGAGCCAGAAUCUCUAAAGACCAUGCACUGUGUGCCCUUAGCAAAUGGGGAUUUCUCCAACCUUCCCCAAGAGUCAGCCAAGAAAGGGCUUCCAUUUUCUGCCAAGUCCAGCAGCGACAGCAGUCAGUCAGAAAAUAGCAGUAGUGGUGUGAGCACCCCCUGCUUGAAGGACCGCAAGUGCCAUGAAGCCAAUAAACGAGGGGGGAUGUACCUGGAAGACCUAGAUGUUCUGGCGGGGACGGUAUUGCAGGAAGUCAUAGACCAAAACCAUAAAAAUGAUUUCCACUCCCAGGAGAACUUGGUGGUCCAUAUCCCCAAAGACCACAAACCAGGGACUUUCCCCAAGGCACUUUCUAUUGAAAGCCUCUCACCAACUGAUAAUAGCAAUGGGGUGAACUGGAGGACGGGCAGCAUCUCUCUGGGCAGGCAGCAGUGCUCUAGUACAAAAGAACCCAGACUUAUGGCUUCUUGUCCCAGAGAGAGUAGAGUUAGUAUUUAUGACAAUGUCCCAGGCUCGCACUUGUAUGCCAGCACUGGAGAUCUUUUGGACUUAGAGAAAGAUGACCUCUUCCCCCAUUUAGAUGACAUUCUGCAACAUGUUAAUGGACUCCAAGAGGUAGUGGACCACUGGUCGAAGAAUGUCUUGCCAGAACUUCAAUCGGAUGAUGCCUUAGUUGGGGAAUCUGGCUUGUCACCCUUUCCAUCAUCUCCCAAUCAGAUUACAUUAGAUUUUGAAGGGAAUUCUGUUUCUGAUGGUCGUACAACACCUAGUGAUAUGGAAAGGGAUGGAACCUCCCUUAAUGACUCAGAAGCGACUGGAGUCAGAGAAAGGAGGGAUUCUGGUGUUGGGGCAUCACUCACCAGGCCUAACAGGAGGUUACGAUGGAAUAGUUUCCAGAUCUCCCAUCAGCCAACUCACUCCAUAGCAUCUCCACAAAUCAGUAAUCAGACAGCUGGCCAGUUGAAUCUCCUCCAACGAUUCUCACUCCUUCGCCUCACUGCCAUCAUGGAGAAGUAUUCCAUGUCAAAUAAACAUGGCUGGACAUGGUCAGUGCCAAAGUUCAUGAAGAGGAUGAAAGUCCCUGACUACAAAGACAAGAAUGUCUUUGGUGUUCCACUGAUCGUUCAUGUCCAGAGAACAGGACAGCCUCUGCCUCAGAGCAUUCAGCAAGCACUGAGAUAUCUGCGUAGCAACUGCCUCGAUCAGGUGGGUCUGUUUCGGAAGUCAGGAGUGAAAUCUCGAAUCCAAGCUUUGCGGCAAAUGAAUGAGACCUUCCCUGAGAAUGUCAGCUAUGAGGACCAGUCUGCUUAUGACGUAGCAGAUAUGGUCAAACAAUUCUUUCGGGACUUGCCAGAGCCACUCUUUACAAGCAAGCUAGGAGAAACUUUCCUCCACAUCUAUCAGUAUGUUCCUAAAGAUCAACGUCUCCAGGCAGUACAGGCCGCCAUCAUGCUAUUGGCAGAUGAAAACAGAGAGGUUCUGCAGACUCUGUUGUGUUUCCUGAAUGAUGUUGUCAAUUUGGUGGAAGAAAAUCAGAUGACACCCAUGAACCUGGCUGUGUGUCUGGCCCCUUCCCUUUUCCAUCUUAAUUUAUUAAAGAAAGAAAGUUCCCCAAGAGUGAUACAGAAGAAAUAUGCUACAGGCAAGCCAGAUCAAAAGGACCUCAAUGAGAAUCUGGCAGCCACUCAGGGACUUGCCCACAUGAUAAUAGAAUGUGACAAACUUUUUGAGGUUCCACAUGAUAUGGUAGCUCAAUCUCGUAAUUCUUACAUGGAAGCUGAAAUCCAUUCUCCAACACUGGAAGACCUGGGAAAACAGCUGGAAGAGAAUGGAGGAAAUUUUCACAUGUACCUGGAACAUCUCAUCCAGGGGCUUCAGAAAGAAGCAAAAGAAAAGUUCAAAGGAUGGGUCACUUGUUCAAGUGCAGACAGUACAGACCUCGCUUUCAAAAAGGUUGGAGAUGGAAACCCACUGAGGCUCUGGAAGGCUUCUGUGGAAGUAGAAGCUCCCCCCUCAGUAGUGUUGAACCGAGUGCUGAGAGAGCGUCAUCUUUGGGAUGAGGAUUUUGUGCAAUGGAAGAUUGUGGAGACGUUGGACAAACAGACAGAAAUCUAUCAGUAUGUUUUGAAUAGCAUGGCUCCCCAUCCUUCUAGAGACUUUGUGGUUCUGAGGACUUGGAAGACUGAUUUGCCAAAGGGAAUGUGUACGCUCGUGUCUAUCUCUGUGGAACAUGAAGAAGCCCAUCUGAUGGGUGGCGUGCGAGCUGUCGUGAUGGAUUCUCAGUAUCUUAUAGAACCUUGUGGCUCUGGCAAGUCCAGGCUGACACACAUCUGCAGGAUUGAUCUCAAAGGUCACUCCCCAGAGUGGUACAACAAAGGCUUUGGACAUCUUUGUGCAGCCGAAGUAGCCAGAAUAAGAAACUCUUUUCAGCCUAUUAUUGCUGAGGGUCCUGAAACUAAGAUCUGAACUGGUUGGGCAAGGAAGAAGAGAAAGCAGAAACUCCUUCUCAAAAUGAGAGAAAAAGAGAGAGAAAGAUUUGGAAAGUGUUUGACAUGGAAAGACUGAAGAGUGGCCGGAAAGCACCAGAGGGCAGAGACGUCUGCAAGUCAUCUUUGGAAGAUGUGCUCGUCACUAAUAUAAUAGAUAUUCUUUUAUCAGAGCUUUGUAUCUCUGUUACUUAAAAUUAAAUAGACUAUUAUCUGUGCAUUGCCUAAUUUUGCUAUUUAAGCGCUUCUACGAAGCAUAUUUUAAAUUGUAAAUAAACUUCUGUGUAGAAUAUGUACAUAUUUGUGUAUAUCUCUAUAUACUGUAUAUAUAUUGUACAGUAAUUAUUAUAUAUAUAUAUAUUACAUAUAUCUAUAAUUGAGUGUUUGGAACACGAAAGCACCUGCAUCAUUUUGACCCUUACUUAUCUGAUCUUGCUGGGAUCUCUUCAAUGCAACAGAGUCUAAGCAAUAGCCACCAUUAGCAGCCCUAAGACAUGACCUAUGUAGCCCGUUGUAAUAUCUAACCAAAAGAUCCCUAACCAAAGGAAAAUCAUUUCAGUCAUUCUCUUCUAUACAAACCUUCAGCUCAUAUUAAUUAAAAAAUAAUGAAGUAUUGGCUGAGAUAAGUAAAAGAUAAUAGUUUCCAUUAAAACAAAGCCACUCUUGACAAGUAAUUAGCCAUUAUGGGACUAGAAUGUAAAAAAGAGCCAAUGAUCCAAUGUUCAUCGGCCCACGUUCAGGGAACUAUGAGAUACUGAUGAGUAUUCUAGCUCAUGGUGUAAAAUAUUUCCUCAUAAAAUAGAAACAGAGGCAGUGUUCCCACCCAGAUUUAGAGAGAAAUAUUAUAGCUUUUUUAUACAUAAAGUAGAAAAGAAACUACACUUUUUCUAAAGCUUUCAUAGAGACAUUUCAUAAUUUUCAUAAAUUUAAUUCAAUUUGACUAAUAGACUUUUUGGUCACAUUUAAUUAACAUUUUCUUACCAAUAUAUUGCACUGAUUUCUUAACAAGGACACCAAUUUAAGAGAAAUAAUGGCCAUUCAAGAGAACUGGACCAUUACACUUUCAGGGAAUUCAUAUUUUAUUACAUAUAAUGCUUUUAAAAUAUAUAGUUCAUCGAAGUUUUACAAUUGAAAGAGUGGGUUUUUAAUUAACAUAAAACCAAAAAAUAUACUCCUAAAUUAGUUUUAGAAAAAUAUACAAGUUUAUUAAUAUCAUGUUUCUUCAUUAGUCAACUCAAGCUACCUAAAUGUUUGCCCCAACCUUAUUUAUUGCUGUAUAGUCUAAUCAGAAGACGACUGAAAACCAAUGCCAAUGGUUUUUCUUUAUUUUUUGUUUGUUUGUUUUAAAUGCAUUCAGCCAAUGGUAUCAAAAGGAAUUUAUUAUUAUUUGGAUUCAGUUAGAGACAUUUUUCUUAUAGCAAGUCAUCCAGCAAUUGGCAAAAGAGAAAAAAGCUUCAUUUACUCACUUCAAGUAUUUCAAAUCUGCUUUCAUUAAUGUUGUUUUUCUGCUGUCUGCAACAUGCAGGCAUUGUAUUGAGGAGAUUAAAAGUAUUAAAGGUAUGAGGACUGAAUUGCUUCAGUCACCUAUAAGGGAACCUUUGCUGCAUUUUUCUUUUUUACCGGGUGUGAAGGCAGUUGUCAUUAAAAAAUGACCUUUUUUUUUUCCUUGCCCCAGUGGCACCUGGGUAUCUUUUCCCCAGUGCAUCCAAAGAAAGGCUAUCAUAUGCUAUUGUCAUUUGGGCCACCCUCCAGGAGCCAAGCAGACUAGCUUCUGCCAGAACACGUGAAGUUUAACUUCCCACGUAGACCCUUGAUGGUCUACAUCAAAAUAAGUGUUAUAUGACAUCAAACUAUCCAGUUACUGGACAAGCUUCAUCCAAAGGGACAAAAAAAGGAAAACAUGUAAUUAAUGUUAGAUACAAACAGGAAAAAGCUAGUCAAGCAGUAUCUGGAGGAUAAUUAACAAAGUGGCCAUCAGAAGUGGGGCACAGAAGCUUAUGCCUGAUGUUCCUUCUUUUGAAAUUACCUAACUUUGUUCUCAUUCUCCCUACAUCUCUAAACUGCCUAACAACAUGGUGCACCUCUUUAAAAAACGUGCAUUAAGCUUGUGUCAAACACUAUACAGUAUUUUGUUUCAUUGUUAUCUUGCCAUUGGGAAUACAAUACGAUCAUUGCAUUUUUAAUGUUAUAUUCAUAUUUAUACCUCAUGUAUAUUUUUUACCUCAGUUGGUAUCAAUCAUCAAUUGUAAAUAAAUAAUUGCCAAGACAAAUAAAUUUAUAUAUGCUAAAGAA
Monodelphis domestica (gray short-tailed opossum) is the source of this 10033-nucleotide messenger RNA. RefSeq names its product StAR related lipid transfer domain containing 13 (gene STARD13). Gene Ontology annotation, molecular function: GTPase activator activity; lipid binding; protein binding. Gene Ontology annotation, biological process: signal transduction; actin cytoskeleton organization; regulation of Rho protein signal transduction. Lineage: Eukaryota; Metazoa; Chordata; Mammalia; Didelphimorphia; Didelphidae. The record is from RefSeq and is a predicted model, not a curated record.